Molecule: messenger RNA, 1709 nt
Organism: Patiria miniata (bat star)
Lineage: Eukaryota; Metazoa; Echinodermata; Asteroidea; Valvatida; Asterinidae
Product: 15-hydroxyprostaglandin dehydrogenase [NAD(+)]-like
Exons: 8
Coding region: 244-1044 (266 amino acids)
Cellular component (GO): cytoplasm
Molecular function (GO): oxidoreductase activity, acting on the CH-OH group of donors, NAD or NADP as acceptor
Source: RefSeq, a predicted model, not a curated record
CACACCGGGCUAAUGCAAAGGUCACAGUGUGGGUGUGUGUGUUGAAUUGCGAUUUCAUUUUGGUGUGGUAAGAUAUACGGUAGGCUUAGCAUUGAACAGUAAUUUUGUUGCGAGUCGUCAUUUCAUUUUUAUAUUGCUGUACCUGAGUUAUCACAUCUGUGCUGUGUAGAUUUAGUGGGCUACUGUCACAGGAAGUUAUAGUUACAGUCUUUAACUCGUAAUUCUGCUUAGAUCUAUUGAGUCAUGUCUGCUCCAGCACUUCCGCCCUUUGACAUCUCAGCGGCCAAGCUGAACCCGGACACGGUUGCCAUAGUAACUGGCUCAGCUGAUGGACUGGGCAAGGCUUUUGCGCACGCCUUGCUGCAGAAGGGCGCCAAGGGUGUGUGUAUUUCUGACGUAAACGAGGAGAAAGGGAAGGGCGCCCUCAAUGAAUUUGCGAAGGAAUUCGGUGAAGAUCGGGUCACCUUCGUCAAAUGUGACGUCACAGCACACGCAGAUUUUGAAGCGGUGUUUGCCAAGACUAAGGAGCGUUUUGGCCCUGUGAACUUGAUGGUUAAUAAUGCGGGAAUCUUGAACGAGAACGUGCCUGAUCUGUGUAUAGACGUCAAUGUGAAAGGAACCAUCGCCGGAACGUUCUCUGCCAUCAAAUACAUGGGCUCUGAAGCUGGGGGAAAAGGAGGAAAGAUAAUCAAUGUGGCUUCUUUAGCAGGUCUGGGACCCGCCGUUUUCAUGCCAGUCUACGCAGCCUCAAAGCAUGCCAUCGUUGGCCUGACUAAAUCUCUUGCGGUCGAUCCACGCCUACAGGCGCAGGGCAUAACCUUUGGGAUCUUGUGCCCAGCCUUCGCCAAAACUGCUAUCAUUGAGAAUCCGGCGUUAUUCAGACGGCCUGCCGAGGACUUCGCCAUUGCGGAGUCUGUUAUGGCUAAACAAGGAGUCUUAGAGAUCGCUGAGGUUCGUGACGCUUUCUUGCGACUAGUUUUAGACGACUCGUUCAAAGGUAAAGCGAUGACCCUCACAAAGGCGGGAGGCUUAGGUAUGGCUUAAAGGCAAUGGAGAGAACGAGGCUGUAAAACAUAUCAAUAAGUUUUUCAGAAUGCUAUUUUGAUGAAAAGAUGGAUUUAGUUUCGAUCAGGAAAAUUGGAGUUUAAAAAUUGAAAAUAGGUGGAGGUUGUUUUUUUUAUUUCUAGAUAUGACUAUCUCAGUGCCGUGAACUCUAGUUCUUACUAGAUUUAAUAUGUUUGCGCUUUGGUGUACGCGGUAUGUGCUUGGCGUUCACUAUACUUUCCAUAAUAUUAUUAAAAAGUUAAACAAAUUGACUGGAGCGGGGUUUGAACCUGCGACCUACUGUUUGGUGCUCUACCAACUGAGCUGUCCCCCAUGUUGGGUUUUCUUAAUAUAAUGAAGGCAAUAAAAGGUGUUUUUUAAAUAAUUCUCAAAAUGGUACACGUAUUUAAUACGGCAGUUUUGCUCACGAAUGUUUAUUUUGCAGAAAGGGUAAACUUAUCAACGUUAUCAUGUAAUAUUAAAAUUUAGUAAACUAAAAGAAUUACUCGUAGCAUGUAUGCACAUUGACGAUAACCUAAUCUGGUAGUCCCAUAACACUUCAGGAAAAUGCAUGGCCUACUGAACAUUGAUACGACCGUCAUUGUCUGAAAUGCACAUAUACGUGUUAUCAUUGAUGAGCAUUAAAACUUUGUUUAAAUUGUGAG